This is a messenger RNA of Penicillium diatomitis, 1035 nucleotides long. RefSeq names its product SMP-30/gluconolactonase/LRE family protein. The record is from RefSeq and is a predicted model, not a curated record. The transcript has 2 exons. The coding region runs from base 1 to 1035 and encodes 344 amino acids. NCBI's taxonomy places the organism in Eukaryota, Fungi, Ascomycota, Eurotiomycetes, Eurotiales, Aspergillaceae.
AUGGCACUCGGAAAUCUCGUCGCAGAUCUCGCUGUCCGCGACGUCUCCUCGAUUUCCUCCAAUUUCAGCAUCUUCAACCAGGGCUUUUACUCCAUCCUAGGCAAUGCACCCAAACUCGAACUCGUCCUCGAGAACAAUGAUUUUCCUUUUGCUCACGAAGCGGCCGUCUACAUUCCCAGCUCGGACUCCCUCUUCAUGACCAGCAACAUGUUCCGUGACCCCGCGACCAACCAAACCACUAUCAAGAUCAGCAAAGUCAACCUAAGCGCUCACCCAGUGACCUCCGAGAUUAUCAACAGCACCAUUCCCCUGCCCAACGGCGGCGUAAACAAUGGCAAUGGCAUCCUCUGGGCCGGCCAAGGUACUCUUAACGAGACAGGUGGUCUUUUCCAAAUGUCAGCUACUGCGCCGUAUAACUCAGAGCCGAUCAUUGAAGGCUUCUACGGCCGUCAAUUCAAUUCUCUCAAUGAUGUGGUAGUCGCAAAUGACGGCGCAUAUUGGUUCACUGAUCCCAUCUACGGAUGGGUACAGGGUGUCCGGCCACAGCCGAAGCUUCCGAAUCAAGUGUACCGCUAUGAUCCAGUCACCAAGGACGUGCGUGUCGUGGCUGAUGGGUUUGGACGACCGAAUGGAAUCUCCUUCUCGCCCGAUGAAAUGACAAUGUACAUCACCGAUACCGCGGAGACGAUUGGUAAUGGGACGACCGAUCCUGUUCUACCAGCGACCAUUUAUGCAUUUGACGUGACUGCCAUCGGUGGCCAGCCUUUCCUGACCAAUCGACGAGUCUUUGCCAUGGCCAGCGUCGGUAUCCCCGACGGCAUCAAAGUUGACCAGUUCGGUAAUGUAUAUGCCGGCUGUGGAGACGGUGUCAACGUGUGGUCUAUGGGCGGGGUGCUCCUGGGCAAGAUCUUGAUCAAGGGGGGCACCUCGAACUUUUCGUUUGGGCGUGAUGGUCGCAUGUACAUUCUCAAUGAGCACAAGUUGUUUGUUGCGCAGUUGAACAGUACACUGCAGUCUACUUUGUUCAAGGCGUAA